Messenger RNA from Theobroma umbraticum, 1562 nucleotides. The record is from RefSeq and is a predicted model, not a curated record. NCBI's taxonomy places the organism in Eukaryota, Viridiplantae, Streptophyta, Magnoliopsida, Malvales, Malvaceae.
AUGGGGAAGGAGCAGGAGGAGAAUGGCAACAUAAGUCAGAAAACAAUGGAGGAGCAGGAGGAGAACGGCAAUAGCAGCAGCUGCUGCAGCGUGUUGAUAGAGCUGCCAGUGGGCGAAGCAGCAGCAGCAGCAGGGGCAGGGCCAUUCAAUCUGGAAAAGGCAGUUUGCAGCCAUGGGCUGUUCAUGAUGGCUCCGAAUCAAUGGGACCCAAUCUCCCGCUCCCUCUCUCGCCCCUUACGUCUCCUUGAUCAUCACUCUCCGCCUCUUACAGUCCAGGUCCGCAUCUCCCAGCCCAGUGCUUCCACUCUCCACCUCUGCGUUUAUGGCACACGCUGUCUCUCUCCGCAGCACCGCCACUCGCUUUUGAAUCAGGUGUCAAGAAUGCUGCGGUUGUCGGAGGAGGAGGAGAGCAAGGUUAGGGAGUUUCGAAAGAUUGUCGAAGCAUUACAUGGAGAAGAAGAAGCAGCAGCCGAGUGCUUGAGGAGUUUCAGCGGGAGAGUAUUCAGGUCCCCUACUUUGUUUGAAGAUAUGGUCAAGUGUAUUCUUCUCUGCAACUGCCAGUUUUCAAGGACUUUGAGCAUGGCUAAGGCACUUUGUGAGCUUCAGUUUGAAACUCAACACCCAUUUUCUGAAAGCAAGUUUGCGGAGGCAAAAGCUGAUCAUUCCGAGUCAGAUCUUCAGCCUUCCCAGGAAUUAGAUGAACCCCAUGCCUACAAAGGAAUGGGCAGCUUCCCCAGUCCUGAAGAACUAGCUAAUCUUGAUGAAAGUUUUCUUGCAAAACGCUGCAAUCUUGGCUAUAGAGCAAAUCGAAUAUUAAAACUUGCACAGGGAAUUGUCCAAGGCAGUAUUCAACUAAUGCAACUGGAAGAAGGUUGCAAGGAAAUAAGCUUGUCUAGUUAUAACAAGCUAACUGAACAGCUGCGACAAAUUGAUGGAUUUGGUCCUUUCACAUGUGCUAAUGUGCUCAUGUGCAUGGGAUUUUACCAUGUGAUUCCAGCUGAUUCUGAAACUAUCAGGCAUUUAAAGCAGGUUCAUUCAAAACGUUCUACUAUGAAGACUGUUGGAAGGGAUGUUGAGGUUAUCUAUGCAAAAUAUGCUCCAUUUCAGUUCUUGGCAUAUUGGGCAGAGCUGUGGCACUUCUAUGAGCAAAGGUUUGGGAAACUAAGUGAAAUGCCUUUCUGUGGUUAUAAACUUAUAACUGCUAGUAAUAUGAAGAUGAAAGCAACUAGUAAAAGGACUAAGGUUUCUGACAGAGAGUAACCCUGCAUCAGUUUGAUUAACAACGAGGACAAUAAUUUUAUGCUCAUUCUUCGUUCUUCACUUGCUGAUAUAUUUAUAGGUAUGCUAACACCCAUUUUCUCCUAUAUAAGCAUGUAUUGUACAUGUUCAUGUUUCGAAUGUCAUUCUGAAUCCUAGCACCCUACCAAACUAUGCCUUGUUGUGCAACUGUUUUUAAUGUUUCACAUUGGGGAAUGAUGCCCUUCUCAGUCGUUUUGGUUACUACAAUGUAUAAUCUUCUUGAAAUAAUUCUUCUAUAUCUCUUCUCAUGCUCAUUCCUUGAU